AUGCAUCCUCAACAACCACAACCACAUCCAACUCACUUCCAACCAAACCAACAACAACAACAACAACAACAACAACAGCAACAACAACAACAACAGCAGCAGCAGCAGCAGCAGCAACAACAACAACAGCAACAACAGAUUCACUUACCCUUCCCUGCACUCCAUCUCCAUCCAGUCAAUGAUACCUUCAUCCCAAAACAAAUCGUCCUCAAUCCAAACGGAGCCAAAGUGAAGAUCGGAAGACAAACCAACCAGAAAUCGGUACCCAAUAGCACCAAUGGAUUCUUCGACUCAAAAGUACUCAGUCGAAUGCAUGCUGAGGUUUGGACUGAGAACGGAAAAGUAUUGAUAAGGGAUGUCAAGUCUUCAAAUGGGACGUUUAUUAAUGGGGAAAGACUAUCAGCCGAGGGCGUAGAAUCAGAGGCAUUCGAACUCCAUUCAGAUGACCUCGUCGAAUUCGGAAUCGAUAUCAUUGCUGAUGAUAACAAAUCGAUCGUUCAUCACAAAGUGGCUACCAAAGUAUUCCUAGUCCUUAAUGCUGAAGAUGCUGCUGCUGCUACUAGCUUUUAUCGUUCGAACGGGCCCGAACUGUCUCUCAAUCGUCGAGGUAGUAGACCAGGGGGUGUAUUUGGAGGAGGGGGAUUCGAUCACGUUCUGAACCGAUUACAAAGUGAAUUAGAGAAAUCACGAGCAACAGGACAAGAACUGAACACGUUGAACUCGACGAUGAACGAGAUCCACGAUACAUUAGGAGGAGGGAAUGGACCGCCGCCGCCGUUACCGCCGCCCUAUGGAGGACGGAUCCCGCCACUAGUCCAACAACCGCCACCGCGCCAACAACAACAACAGCAACAACAGCAUAACCUACUCCAAUCACAGCUAGCUGAGACGCAGGCGUCCUUGGCGAUGUAUGCGGAGAAGAUGAAGACGUUGGAGAAGAUUAUGGGAGAGCACGAGCAGAUGAAACGCGAGCUGGGGGAAAUCAAGGAGCAGAUCGAGCCCUCCCGAGCCGAGCAUCCUGAUUAUCCUCGACCAUCCGCCGCCGAAUCCGAAUCCGAGGAUCAUGAGAUCGGCGGGCGGGUUUCGCCGGUGGCGGCGAUGUUGGAGCUGCAGGAAGAAUCCGAGCAAGACCAGCGCGGGACCAUGCAGACAGAUCGGCACGAUGAUGAUGAUGAUAAUGAUGAUGGGAUGAGCACGACGAGCAAUGAGACUCUGACCUGGAAACAACACCCCUCGAAGAGCGCCUCUUCAAAGGCUUACUCACACCAACCCAACGGCACAACAACCGCCUCCUCGUCUGUCGGUCAUCCGCUCGAUCCCAAACAACUCGAGUCGAUGAUCGAGCAGAACCGGCUCUUGAACGAGAGGAUCGAAGCGAUCUCGAGCCGCUUAGAUGAGUCCGUCAAAGCCGGCCAAAAUCUACUCGAACGUCACACCCAAUCCGCCGAUCUGAUCACCAGCCUGGAGCGGGAACUCAAGGAGCUCAAACAAGAGCCCCCUCCUCAUCCUCCUCAUAUUGAUCAGGAGGAGAAGAAGGAUGAAGGCUCCAAAGACGGUUUGGACCAGUCAAUGAUCGAGACCAUGAUCAUCCAGAAAGUCGAGCAACAGUGUUCCGUCUGGACCGAGCGUCUCGAGGCUACUUGGAAGGACCGACAAGCCCGCUGGGAGGAGGAACGGAGCGGCCUGCAAAAGAUGAUCUCGGAUCUAGAAGCCAAGCUAUCCACCAAGCCUGUCCUCCCACUCCCUUCCUCUUCCUGCUCCUCAACAACAACGACUUCGCAAGCACUAGAAGAAGAUCUCAAUGCUCAUCCACAUCCGAAACAAGAAGAAGGGGAAGAGGGGGAAGACUCGAAACCGGAGCGGCUUCCGACCGCCUCGAUCUCCAAAAAUAGCAGACGCAACCGCAAGAAAAAGGGCUCCUCCCUGUCCAGCUCCCAGCUCGGCUCGUCUUCCUCCGAAGCCCCUCAUCAUCCGCUGCUCAAGAAACACUCGGCCUCUGCGGCCCUCGUCGAUCUCUUCGUCCAUCCCCCUUCCCCGCCGUCUGUCUCCAACAACCUCGCCGCCGCUUCCUCCUCCGCUGCACCUCACCCUCCUCCGCUUCCUUCUCCGUCAAUCUCAUCACCUCCUCCUCCCCCUUCUACUGGCUCCCAAUCGGCUGCUCAUCUUAAAAACAAUCCUCCUCCUCCUUCUUCUUCUUCGCCUUCUUCUAAUAAGAAUAAUCAUUCUAAUGUACGGUCAUUCAUCUACACCUUCUCCCCCGACCUCAAGUUCCUUUCCGCCGCUGGCGGGGUGGCCUUAUUAGGCUUCGUCACUUACGCCUUCGUCAACCACUUCAAAGAAUAGAUCUUCUCUUCGGGGGGGGGUUCGUUCGGGUUUUGCUCCCGUUGGGCGCUGUGUAGACCACAUCUGAGCCCGGCUUUUGUCCGUGCGAGGCGCUCGUUCCCAGUAUCCCCUCUCCUCUCCUCUCCUCUCGUUUUUUUGGUUUUUGUUUUUUUGGGGGCUAUUGCUUUCCCGACUCGCCCGUCGCCGCCCUAGUUCUUAAGUUUUUUUUUUGUUGUGUAUUGUACAUCGAUCUUCUCUAUCUUCUCUAUCUAUCUACAUCCUCUACUAUCUGAUUAUCAUUAUUCUGGUUCAUCUGUUCCUUCGCUCUCAUUUUUUCCCCUUAUCUUUCCCAUUUUUUUUUCAUCUUUUUUGGGGGGAUGGGAUGGGGGGAGUAUAUAUGAUGUGCAUGGAUGGUCAGUGUGUAGAUGUGUUUACAUAUGAAGAGAAAAAAGACAAGGAGAAGAAGAAGGAGUGCCCAAAGCGCGCCCUUUGACAGAGUCCAUAAGGCUCGCUUUUCCAUGACACAUAUAUUUUACAUACACACUUCUCUCGUUCUCUCUCGCGCGCGAUCCCUUCUCC
This is a messenger RNA of Puccinia graminis f. sp. tritici CRL 75-36-700-3, 2901 nucleotides long. RefSeq lists its product as uncharacterized. Gene Ontology annotation, cellular component: cytoplasm. Gene Ontology annotation, molecular function: protein binding. The transcript is spliced from 5 exons. NCBI's taxonomy places the organism in Eukaryota, Fungi, Basidiomycota, Pucciniomycetes, Pucciniales, Pucciniaceae. Bases 1 to 2343 code for a protein of 780 amino acids. The record is from RefSeq and is a predicted model, not a curated record.